CAAGUGAACGUGCCGUGGUUUCGACUAGAAUCGGGAAACAGCCACUGCAGUGCUUCCUUUCAUUCCGGUAAUCCGUCUGCGUAGGGUGUGCUCCGGAGCUAGUCUCGGCACACAUUUUAUUAUUAUGAAACAAACCAAAAGCUAGAGUGCAACGCAGACAUAUUUUUAUAAGAAAAAAAAAAUCGGUGAAGCAGGAUUUGAUUUGCCAAACCAAGCAAAGCUGAUAAGACGCUGCAUUUGAAAAAGAACGAGACGAACGUUACCAGCUAAGAAACCUACCGUCAUUGUUGAGAGCGUGGACAAUUAGCGUUAGAUCUAGUAAUUUAUCUACCCCUUUAAGGGACAUCUCCGGCUGUUAUAAUAAGGCUGACUGUGUUUUUUUUACUCUACCUACAGCUAAGCUUUCUAGAUAACAAAUUUUGAAUUCUGAGCCAUACCGGGUAGGCCACGUUCCGACAUUUGCUAACCAAGCUAAAUAGCCCACGGUGCUAACGAUUAAAGUACACGUGUUUGUGCUCUUCAUUAACUACCAGAAACGCAAAGGUUGGCGGGCUCUUCAUUUUUGUCCAUUUUGUUCGACGGCUAUCAAGGAAGAGAGGAAAUCACGUUAAAAGUAAUUCGUGAAAUUAUCUGAACACGCCUCGUCCGACAUGAAUCCAAGCGCGCCUAGCUAUCCGAUGGCCUCCCUCUACGUAGGGGAUUUACAUCCAGACGUUACCGAAGCCAUGCUCUACGAGAAAUUUAGCCCGGCUGGACCCAUCCUUUCCAUCAGGGUGUGCAGAGAUAUGAUCACCCGUCGUUCCCUUGGCUAUGCCUAUGUUAACUUUCAGCAGCCGGCUGACGCUGAGAGAGCCUUGGACACCAUGAACUUUGAUGUCAUUAAAGGUAGACCUCUUCGUAUCAUGUGGUCUCAGCGGGACCCCUCUUUGAGGAAAAGUGGAGUGGGAAACAUCUUCAUCAAAAACUUGGACAAGUCUAUUGAUAACAAGGCUCUGUAUGACACUUUCUCAGCAUUCGGAAACAUUCUCUCCUGCAAGGUUGUUUGUGAUGAAAAUGGCAGCAAGGGUUAUGGCUUUGUGCACUUUGAGACCCACGAGGCCGCUGAGCGUGCCAUUGAGAAAAUGAAUGGCAUGUUGCUCAAUGACAGAAAAGUAUUUGUGGGACGCUUCAAAUCACGCAAAGAGAGGGAGGCUGAGCUUGGGGCACGUGCCAGAGAAUUUACCAAUGUUUACAUUAAAAACUUUGGGGAAGACAUGGAUGAUGAAAAGCUGAAGGAGUUGUUUGGCAAGUAUGGCCCCGCACUCAGCAUCCGAGUCAUGACUGACGAGAGUGGCAAGUCAAAGGGAUUUGGAUUUGUCAGCUUUGAGAGGCACGAAGAUGCACAAAAGGCUGUAGAUGACAUGAAUGGUAAAGAACUGAAUGGUCGGCAAGUCUAUGUUGGCCGUGCACAGAAAAAAGGAGAGCGCCAGAAUGAGCUAAAACGCAAAUUUGAGCAAAUGAAACAGGACCGUAUGACCAGAUAUCAGGGUGUCAAUCUGUAUGUUAAAAACUUGGAUGAUGGCCUAGAUGAUGAGCGUCUACGCAAAGAAUUCUCUCCAUUUGGAACAAUAACAAGUGCAAAGGUAAUGAUGGAGGGUGGCCGCAGUAAAGGUUUUGGCUUCGUUUGCUUCUCUUCGCCAGAGGAGGCGACUAAAGCAGUUACUGAGAUGAACGGUCGUAUUGUGGCCACAAAGCCACUUUAUGUGGCCCUAGCGCAGCGUAAGGAAGAACGCCAGGCCCAUCUUACCAACCAAUACAUGCAGAGGAUGGCCACUGUUCGUGCUGUGCCCAACCCUGUUCUCAACCCCUAUCAGCCUGCUCCCCCCUCUGGCUACUUCAUGGCAGCUAUUCCCCAGGCCCAGAACCGUGCUGCGUAUUACUCCGCUAACCAACUGGCCCAGCUCCGCCCCAGCCCACGUUGGGCCACACAAGGAGUGCGUCCUCAACACUUCCAGAACAUGCCCAAUGCUAUGCGUCCAUCAGCACCAAGACCCCAGACCUUCAACACCAUCCGUGCUACAACCACGACCAACGCGCAGGUCCCACGCAUGAUGGCUUCUCAGCGUAUGCCGACGCAGGCACUCAGUCAGCGGCCAGCCAAUGCUUCAGCUGCUGCUGCCCCAGUGCGGGCUAUGCCUCAGUACAAAUACGCUGCAAGUGUGCGCAACCCUCAGCAACACAUGGCCUCACAGGCACAGGUCGCCAUGCAACAACCGGCAGUUCAUGUCCAAGGCCAGGAGCCCCUAACUGCCUCCAUGCUGGCUGCUGCCCCACCUCAGGAACAGAAGCAGAUGCUGGGUGAGCGUCUCUUCCCCUUGAUCCAAAACAUGCAUCCCAGCCUGGCAGGCAAGAUCACCGGUAUGCUCCUGGAGAUUGAUAACUCAGAGUUGCUUCACAUGCUGGAGUCCCCUGAAUCCCUGCGCUCCAAGGUGGAUGAGGCUGUAGCUGUGCUUCAGGCCCACCAGGCUAAAGAAGCUGCUCAGAAGUCCACCACCCCUGCUGGUGUUCCCAGGCAUUUUGAAACCUGCUUCACCGAUGGAAAAAGAAAAAAAACUUAAACAUUGAAAAACCUAAAACUCUGAAAACAUCGCAAAAUGAUAAAUUAUUUCUUAAAAAAAAGAAAACAAUUGACUUUGCCAGGUCUAGAGAUGUUUGACUAGACCUUGAUCAUAAAGAAAAUUUGUUGUAAAAAAAAAUAGAAAAAUAGAGAAAAGUGAAAUAAUACAAUUGAAUGCAUUCCUUGGUUUUAUGUCAUUUUACUGUCAGUGCUCAGAAUAUCAGCCAUGUUCAGGAAGGUGGUAGCUGAGCAGAUUGAAAGGUGAUUUGUAUCGUAAACUACUGGCUGUAAUAAAUUCAUUAAAAAAAGCCUCUUUAUUUCAUUACUGCAUUAUGGACACUGCAAAGAAGCAGUACCUUGGGGUAUUAGUGAUAGUCAUUAUCCAUUUGGAGUUGCUGUAUACUUCCAGACUUGA
Menidia menidia (Atlantic silverside) is the source of this 3011-nucleotide messenger RNA. The record is from the annotation of a GenBank genome assembly. Lineage: Eukaryota; Metazoa; Chordata; Actinopteri; Atheriniformes; Atherinopsidae.